AUGAGUGAUCAUCAACAACAAAAUUCAGAGACAGAAAGUAGCUCAACAAACUCAUUCUCACCACCCUCACCUUCUUCACCAUCCUCCAACUCUACCCCAUCAAAGAAGCAUCAACAAGACCAAGAUUUCGCUCCCUCUAAGAAAAUAAAAACAAUAAGAGACUCAAACAAGCAUCCAGUCUAUCGUGGAGUUCGGAUGAGAAACUGGGGCAAAUGGGUGUCUGAAAUUCGUGAGCCACGCAAAAAGUCUCGCAUUUGGUUAGGGACUUUUCCGACACCAGAAAUGGCAGCUCGUGCACAUGAUGUAGCUGCUUUAAGCAUCAAAGGAAACUCAGCUAUUCUUAAUUUCCCUGAGCUCGCCAACUCUUUACCUCGACCAGCUUCACUUGCUCCUCGUGAUGUUCAAGCAGCCGCUGCCAAAGCUGCCCAAAUGGACAAGUUUGACCAAAAAUGUGAAACAACAACACCAACCUCUUCAUCUUCUUCUUUGACAUCUCUCGUUUCUUUGAUGGACUUGUCGUCGCCAGAGGAAGAGUUAAGCGAGAUUAUUGAGUUGCCAAGUCUUGAGACGAGCUAUGAUGUUUUAAACAAUGAUUUUGUUUACUUUGACUCGGUUGAUGGGUGGAUGUACCCUCCACCGUGGAUGCAAAGCGUGGAGAAUCACUGUUUCAGCGACGGUGGUGGGUAUGCUUGUGAUGAUUUUACAGUGCCGGAUGAGAGUAGUGUUUUAUGGAAUUAUUAG
Molecule: messenger RNA, 741 nt
Organism: Dovyalis caffra
Lineage: Eukaryota; Viridiplantae; Streptophyta; Magnoliopsida; Malpighiales; Salicaceae
Source: the annotation of a GenBank genome assembly